This is a messenger RNA of Phaeodactylum tricornutum CCAP 1055/1, 540 nucleotides long. RefSeq lists its product with no specific name. Bases 1 to 540 code for a protein of 179 amino acids. Lineage: Eukaryota; Bacillariophyta; Bacillariophyceae; Surirellales; Neidiaceae. The transcript is spliced from 2 exons. The record is from RefSeq and is a predicted model, not a curated record. Gene Ontology annotation, molecular function: N-acetylgalactosaminide beta-1,3-galactosyltransferase activity.
AUGUGGCAGAAGGUACGCUCCAUUUGGGCUACGCUGUACGAGUUGUACUAUGAGGAUUUUGACUGGUUCCAUCUUGGCGGUGACGAUAUGUGGGUUCUGGUCGAGAAUUUGCGUAUGUAUUUGGAAAGUGACGAGAUUCAAGCCGCUGCCAACGGAGGCUUUUCCGACACGUUACCACUAGGGGUGCAAUCGGGCAACAAUAACAGUACUCGGAUACAACCAGACCAGGUGCCCUUGUAUCUGGGGAGCCGUCUUGCCUUUCGGAACAAUACACGAACCUUGUACAACACGGGAGGACCGGGAUACACUCUCAACAAGGCGGCGUUGAAGCUCCUCGUGACGGAAGGACUGCCCGUCAUGCACAGUCAGCUACGAACCUCUGCCGAGGAUUUGCGAGUAGCCGAGGUUUUCCGACGAUUCCGCGUCUUGCCGUACCCGACACACGAUCGCGACGGAGGUGAGCGGUAUCACCACUUUACUCCGGGUUUGCAUCAGCUAUCGGCCAUGCCCGAACAAUAUAAAUGGCUGGCAAUAUGCUAA